CGUUUCUCACUUAGCCUGCAGCUAUUUCUUUGCCCUUUUGCAACUUACUCUGAAAACUCCCAGAGGCUUCAGUUGGAGAAGUUUUAAACUCUCUUUUACUCUCUCUUUUAUUCUCUCUCUCGCACACUCACUCCUCUCCGCUCAAACCAACAGUCAGACGGGGGGAGCACACACACAGCCACACAUGCACAGGACGCAAACAGAGUGCAGCCCAGGACCAAGAUAGACAACUGAGAGAGAGAGAGAAAUCCUCUUCUCUACCACUGAGUUUAGUGUGAGGGGGUUCAAGCAAUUUAUUCUGACUGAGUGGAUUGCAUUUCAUACCAUGGGAGGACAAGCUGAAAUAGAAGAAGAAACCAACAAACACUAUCUGUAAAGGACCACAUUUCAAACUGGAUUAUUGGGCUUUCCUCUCUAAAUCUUUGGCAUGGUGAUGUCCUAAAUUACUAGCACGUAUUGAAGAGGCUGCUUGUUCUGGACCACAGUGGGCUUUGAGGGUCUUUCUCUGAGUGCGAGUGAGUGUGUGUGUGUGUGUGUGUGUGUGAGAGGGAUCAUGUCAAAAGGAAAUUUCACUCGCCUGUUGAGGGGACUUUGGGUACUGUGGCUGUGGCAAGCUGAUCUUGUGUCGGGUAGUAAGCUCUGGGAGGUACCCAUAGCCCUCUUUGGAUCUUUCUCCAACCACACGACUAGCCUGGAAUGGGAGCCACAGUGUCAGUAUCCCCACCUGCAGGACGGCAUCAGAAUCACAGCCGACAUUCCCCCAAGACUGGAGGGUAGCUGGGUGUCAACAAGAUGUGAAGUUCGGCCUGGCCCUGAGUUCCUGACCCGUUCCUACACCUUCUACCCAAGCCGCCUGUUCAAAGCCCUGCAACACUACUACACUGACAGUGGGUGCGAGGAGCCCGCAUACUCUCUGGUGGUCCGGGGCAAGCUCCGUCUGCGCCAGGCGUCCUGGAUCACCCGGGGUGCCACCAAGACCGAGCACCACCUCCACAAAGUGGGCAUUGUCAUCCACAGCCCAGGUGCAAUGCACCAGCUUGCCACCCGUCUACCCUCCAUGUGUGUGGGCCUCACCUUGGGUGGCAUGGUGCCCGGGCGCCUGUACGAGCUGUACAACGCCCGGGCAGGGAGGGACUGUCUGGGUGCCUCGGGGUACUCAAUGAUGGAGUUGGGCUUGGUGAGAGUGGAGACCCAGCAUCAGCCCCAUGGAGGUCUGGUUCAGGAGCUCUUCCUUGGGGACGUGCACACAGACUGGACCCAGAGGACAUACUAUCGACCAAUGGGCUACCAGCAGCCACUGCAGAAUGCUAUGCACCACAUCCACCCCUGCCCAGCGUGCGCCUUGCUGUUCCGGGCCUCAGAACAGCGCCCCCCCGUGUUACCCCAUGUCCCUGCAGCAACGCCUCUGUCCUUGGACGGCCGAUGGGUGAGCCAACGCUGCGAAGCCCGGCCCGCCGUCCUCUUCCUCACCCGAGACUUCACCUUCCGCCCAGAUGAACAUUCCUGGGAAGGCCUCUACCGCCACUACUCGGAACCCACUUGCAGCCAGCCCACCUUCACCCUGCGGGCUUCGGGCCACUAUGCCCAGGGAGGCCCCUCAGCCAAAGUGGCGGGAGGGACUGAGUUCGUCUUCAAGGUAACCCGGGUCAGAGUCACCGUUCUGGAAGGGGCCACGGCCAGGGUGCUCAACGAGACCAGGCGGGGCAGCUGCGGGAAGGCGGGGGGGUGGGAGGUGGGAGUGGAGCAGGACGUGACCCCCACGGAUGGGUGUACCGUCCUGGGGAUCAAGCUGCCGCACAAGGAGUACGAGCUGUUCAAGACGGAGCUGGACCAUCGACGGCGCACUCUGCUGUUCAUCGGCGAGAGGCCGACGGAUGGCUCCAGCCCUGACCGGCCCCAGAAGAGGCCCACGUCUUACCAGGCCGCCCUGGUGCAUUGUAGCGAGGAAGACACCCCCACGUCGCAACGCCACACCAACCAGCUCAAGCUAGCAGCUAGUGGAACCAAUAACCUACCACGGCUCCCUUGCUUUGUCCUAGUACUGGUCUCUUUACUGUGGGGUUGGUACUGUGUGUUCUAGAGAAAAACUGAACAUUGGAGAAGAACACACAAACGAUGGUGGAGCUGCUCGCGGUCUAUAAGGAAACUCCAUGUGCUCCUCCUCAAUAUCAAGAUAAUGCCAGACCACAUAAUAGAUGGCCGAAGCCAUCUUCAAGCAAACUGUACAUAGACUGUCAGUGUAUUCAUGUUGCAUAUCUAUCAUAUUAUAUGUGUAUCAUUUUGUUUUCUUUUAAACCGGAGAUGCCUUUUGGCAAAUGUUUAAGUCACGUAAGCACUCCUUUUCUAAAGAGUGGCAGAUUCAGACUUUAGAACAGCGUGCAUUUCCUAUGUACUUCUCAGUAUUUGGUAUUCAGACUUACCCUAUUCCGUCACGUAACGUAUAUAUACAUAGAUAAUGAUAGAGGCUUCUAGCUGCCAAAAGGCCCUAUAAGCAUGGGCAGCACCAUUGAGGGCUUCCACCAUUUUAAUGUCGUCAACUUGGUGGGACUUCCAACUUCAUUGGCUGAUCCCUCCUGGUGACCCUGUUAGAGUUAUGUCCAACCAGGUCAUCAGGAGGGAUCAGCCAAUCAUAAAGAAGAAAAUAGACUACUUCAAAACGGAGAUAACCUCAAUGGCGCCGCCCAUGCUACCACAGACGCUAUAAUGGCACAGAUAAAAAGAUGAGUUCUCUAUCUAUCUCUAUGGGUUUUCAGUACAUUUAUGUUAAGCCAUUCCUAGGGUUGGAGAGUAACGGAUUACAUGGGGAUUACAAAAAAUGAUAACUGUAAUCAAUUACGUUACAAUCAAAAAUAUUGUAAUCAGAUUACAGAUACUUUUGAAAAACUAGAUGAUUACUUCGAAAUUCAGAAAGGAUGUUUGCGGGAAAAAUCUUUGACACUCAUCUGUUCGCUCAAUGACAUUCAAAUCAGCAUUGAAAAAAGGCGCUAGUUUAAGUUUGUUCCACCUGAGCGAGUCUGACCACAAGUCAGAGACCACUAUGAUGACACACCAAACGUGUUUGAUGGAUCGCGGGAAAAGAGAAGCAAUAGGCUUUUGUAGGCUACAGUCCAAGCUAUGUCUUCCAAUGGUGUGACUGCUGUCAGCAUCCAAAGAUUAUCCAAUUUGAAUAAAUGAUUGGAGGUAAGGAUGACAGCAGUGGUUUAAUCUACGGCGAUACGAAUAUCUACAUAGUGCAUUGAUGUGAAUCACACUGCUGCUCUCUCAUUUAACUAUUGGCUCCGUACGGAUUGUGGUUGUUGUGGAUGGCUGUUCACAAAUCUAAAUGUGUAUUUGAACCCAAUAAUGGUUGAAUUCAAGAAGUUUAAGCUGCCCAUCAAUCAUUGUUUUUGAAACCAGUGGACAGCCAGUGACAAAUGCGCUCUUGCAACAGCUGCACAGUGCAGAUCCAAGCCUAUGUAAUACAAGUGGUUCUUUUUUUCUUCAGUAAUGCUCAAAGCAUGCCAUUCCAUAAGCGCUGCAUUUAUUUUUCAACUCAAAUCAAUGAGCCCAAUCAAUCCUCCAUGACAACAAAAUCAUAAACAACAGAUUUGGGCUGGCUAAUAAAUCCUUAGUUUUGGGGUCAUGCUCAGGUAAAACAAUUUGGCUUAUCUAGAUUUCCAUAUUUCCAAGUCUUAUUCUUUAAGAUUAAUUAAGGGUUAGAACACUUAUUGGAAUGACUGGAAUUCUUGUUUUUAAUGUAAAGAUUUAAUCGUAUUAUUAUAUGUAGUAGAAAGCGAUAGGUUAGAAGAAACCUACAUAACCAACCCAUAAAGUAAAAUGUAACAUCCAUAUAUGGCCAGCUAUGUAAACUUUAACAUUGAUUUAUCCUGCAAAAGAUGUCGUUCAAUUGGUAACAUAUAUUUUUGUCUUCUUCUAAUGCCUCUUAAAGGGAAAGUAAUCUAAAAGUAACAAUGUUUGAGUUUGGGUAAUCCAAAAGUUACGUUACUGAUUACAAAUUUGGAUAGAUAACUAGUAACAGUAACGGAUUACAAUUAGAAAGAAACCUACCCAACCCUGGCCAUCCCUUUAAAUAGGGUAUACCUUUUAGUUAGAAUUUUGUCAACAGACUCACUAGAACAUAUUGCGAGAACGGGCUCCGAAUAUUAGUGAUCAAUGAGAAAGCCAAUCUAAAUACAUGCAUAUUCGUAUCCGUUUCAGCACCAAUUGGUAGAUUGAAAAUAUUCUGAUUUUGUAGAUUAUUUAGGUUUAGGAAAUAAUCUAUGAAUAAUAAAAAAACAGGUUUGGAGAGCUUUUACGCACAAAAUACAGUACCAGUCAAAAGUUUGGACACACCUACUCAUUCAAGGGUUUUUCUUUAUUUUUACUAUUUUCUACAUUGUAGAAUAAUAGUGAAGACAUCAAAACUAUGAUAUUACACAUAUGGAAUCAUGUAGAAACCAAAAAAGUGUUAAACAUUUAUUUUAUAUUUAGCCACCAUUUGAAGCUUUUUGAGAGAAUGCCAAGUGUGCAAAGCUGUCAUCAAGGCAAAGGGUGGCUACUUUGAAGAAUAUAAAAUAUAUUUUGAUUUGUUUAACACUUUUUUUGUUACUACAUGAUUCCUUCCAUAUGUGUUAUUUCCUAGUUUGAUGUCUUCACAAUUAUUCUACAAUGUAGAAAAUAUUAAAAAUAAAGAAAAACCCUUGAGUUGGUGUGUCCAAACUUUUGACUGAUACUGUAUAUUGAUUGGUAAAAUAUAGAAUGGUUUGAUUCAUCCUGAAAGUUGCCACAUUCAUAUCUUCAACCCAUGUUAAUGUUGGAAGAUUAGUGUACAUAUAAUUAUAAUAGGGAGAAUACUGUACAAUAGUAGGCUACACCCUCGUAUAUUGCCUGUAUUAACCAUGGAAUUGUGUGAUUACAAGCCAUGCAUCGGGUUUAAACUGUUACAGCUUGGUCUGUGCUCCGUUCCAUAACGAUUUAAUUAGCCUGCCUUUUAAAUAUUCUCAACUGUUACUAAUGAUCCGUGACGGAGUUUACAGAGGAAGCAAAUGAUGGUAAAUGAAACAUUGUAAUUAAUUGGAAUGAUAAUGUAGGCUAUACCAACUGAAGGGAACUAACAGUAAAUUGGCAGUUGAAUUUGUGUGGUUAUUAGGCUUACUGACGGUCGAUGCUGAUAGUGGCUAAUAUUUAACACGAGGAAAAUAGGAAACUGAGAAAGUUGGGAUAGCCUAAAAUAAAGACAUUUGAGAGUGUUUAUCCCCAACCUGGACUCAUGGGUAGACGUAACAUUGUAAAUGUAAAUCCGGAACACUCCAAUUAGUAUGAUACAUUUCAGAAAGUAUUCAUACCCCUCGACUUAUUCCACAUUUUGCUGUGUUACAGCCUGAAUUCAAAAUUGAUUAAAUAGAUUUGAUUUCUCACCCAUCUACACACAAUACCUCAUAAUGACAAAGUGAAAACAUGUUUUUAGAAAUGUUAGCAAAUAUAGCGAAAUUUAAACAGAAAUAUCUAAUUUAAAUAAGUAUUAACAGCCCUGAGACGAUACAUGUUAGGAUCCACUUUGGUAGCGAUUACAGCUGUGAGUCUUUCUGGGUAAGUCACUAAGUGCUUUGCACACCUGGAUUGUACAAUGUUUGCCCAUUAUUCUAUUCAAAAUUCUUCAAGUUCUGUAAAAAUGGUUUGUUGAUCAUUGCUAGACAACCAUUUUGAAAAUGGUUGCCAUAGAUUUUCAAGCAGAUUUAAGUAAAAACUGUAACUCGGCCACUUAGGAACAUUCAUGGUCUUCUUAGGAAGCAACUCAAGUGUAGAUUUGGCCUUGUGUUUUAGGUUAUUGUCCUGCUGAAAGGGGAAUUCAUCUCCCAGUGCCUGGUGGAAAGGAGACUGAGACAGGUUUUCCUCUAUGUAAAAAAAAAAGUGUCCAUUACUAAAUCCAAAUCCUAACACAAAAACAUGGUAGUAAAAGAUAGGUUUACAAAAUAUGAAAAGUGGAUGCUAGUUAGACAUGAUGGAGCUAAAUCACUUUUAACCAUAUGGACAUAGAUGCAAAAUUCGGUAAUAGUCCAAUUCAGCUCCAAAACAGAUUCUGCCAAGAGAGAUUCUGUUCCAAAAAGCUCCAUUCCAUAACCUUUUUAAUCCUGAAAAAUUCCCCAAGCAUACUGUAUCCAUAACAUAAUCCAGCCACCAUUAUGCUUGAAAAUAUGGGCAGUGGUACUCCUUAAUGUUGGCAAAUUGGAUUUGCCCCAAACAUAACACUUUGUAUUCAUGACAAAAAGUGAAUUGCUUUGUCUAAUUUUUUGCAGUAUUACCUUGGUGCCUUGUUGCAAACAGGAGUGGCAGGUAGCCUAGGGGUUAGAGUGUUUCGCCAGUAACCAAAAGAUUGCUGGAUUGAAUCCCUGAGCUGACAAGGUAAAGAUCUGUUGUUCUGCCCCUGAACAAGGCAGUUAACCCACUGUUCCUCAGUAGGCUGUCAUUGUAAAUAAGAAUUUGUUCUUAAUUGACUUGCCUAGUUAAAUAAAGGUUAAAUAAAUAAACAGGAUGCAUUUAAAAAAUAUAUUUUUAUUCUGUACAGGCUUCCUUCUUUUCACUCAAUUAGGUUAGUAUUGUGGAGUAACUACAAUGUUGUUGAUCCAUCCUCAGUUUUCUCCUAUCACAGCCAUUACUCAGUAAGUUUUAAAGUCACCAUUGGUUUCCUGGUGAAAUACCUGAGCACGCCUGCAACUUUGUAGUGACUGAUACACCAUCCAGAGUGUAAUUAAUAACUUUACCAUGCGAAAAGGGAUAUUCAAUGUCUGUUUUUUACCCAUCUACCAAUAGGAGCCCUUCUUUACGAAGCAUUGGAAAACCUCCCUGGUCUUUGGGGUUGAACUUGUAUUUGAAAUUCACUGUCUUUGACUGAGAUACCUUACAGAUAAUUGUAUGGGUGAGGUACAGAGAUGAGGUAGUCAUUCAAAAUGAGGGAGACCAUGCAACUUAUGUGACUUGUUAAGCAAAUGUUUACUCCUGAACGUAUUUAGGCUUGCCAUAACAAAGGGGUUGAAUACUUAUUGACAUUUCAGCUUUUCAUUUUUGUAUUAAUUUGUAAACAUUUAGAAAAACAUAUUUCCACUUUGACAUUAUGGGGUAUUGUGUCUAUGCCAGUGACAAAACAUCUCAAUUUAAUACAUUUUUAAAAUUCAGGCUGUAACUCAACUAAUUGUGGAAAAAGUCAAGGGGUGUGAAUACACUGUAUUCAUUUGUGGAUGCCCAUCAUCCAUUUCAUAUGAUCUGUUACGAAUUUGCAAUAUGUAUGAUAUGAUACCAAUUAAAUUAGUUGUGGCUAAAAUUAGCUUGAUGGGUAAGUGGCUAAUGAUAAAGUUAGCCAGAUGGCUAACAUUAGCUAAACGGCUAACGUUAGCUAAGCUAGGGGUUAAGGUUAGGAUUAAGGUUAGAGUUAGCUAACAUGCUAAGUAAGUGUAAAGUUGCUAAUCAGCUAAAAAUUGUCCGUGAUGAAAUUUGAACAUGCAACCUUCGGGUUGCUAGACGUUUGCAUUAUACGGCUAACGUUAGCUAAGCUAGGGGUUAAGGUUAGGAUUAAGGUUAGAGUUAGCUAACAUGCUAAGUAAGUAUAAAGUUGCUAAUUAGCUAAAAAUUGUCCGUGAUGAAAUUUGAACAUGCAACCUUCGGGUUGCUAGACGUUUGCAUUAUACACCCACCCACCCAUCCACCCACCCCACCCCACCCCACCCCACCCCACUAAAAUGCUUGCCUCAAGUAACCUUUUGUCUUGUGUAACCUACCAAACGUAAUACAUGAUUCUAAUUUGAGUGUCCAGGAUUUACGUUACUAUGUUACGUCUAUGAGACCAGGAUGUCAUCCUUGCAAGUUAAAAGGCCAUACAAUUUAAAUUCUUCAAAAGGGCACAGCAUUUCAUCACUUUUACUGUGGGAAAGUUUAUACGCUUCAGAUUUCUGCCGUAUGACUGGUUUCACAUUUCUCUCCAGCGAUUUUAAGGUUAAAUAGAUGUAAAAGUGACAGUUAACAUUUAAAUGUACCUUAUUCAACGGAUUACGCAUUUACCAAGCUCUUCUUAAAUUGGAAAUUACAGUGCAUGGAGAAUGUUGUUCUUUCAAUCAGAAAAAAAUCUAGUAGAUGCUUUUUCCACUUGGAACCAGUAGGUUCGCUAGACCUUAUUCAUGGUUUCCUCACAGGUAAAUGUGGUUGAAUUAUUAGUCGUCAGAAUACAGCGUAUCUGUAGACACCUCCGCAACACCUUCACUUAUUUGAUCUCCACCCCAAACAAAUAGCUGGUGAAUAGCAAGCUAUUCUCAUGCUUAACUUUAAGGUCAGAAUACAGGUAGAGAGAAAAUUGCAUAAAAAGGGAAGUACUGUAUGUUCCAUGUACGCACACUUAACUCGGGUCGGAAUUCCACCAAUAAUGCAGUAUAUUUUCUAACAAAACAAAGCACAAAAAAACAAGACCAAUAUUUACCAAUACCUUCAAAGCACAAGCAACAGACAUUCCAAUCGACUUCAGGUUGUGCAAAUCAGGAACUGGAUAUCAUGGAGGAAACGCCAACUUGUGUCUUGUCAACAGAUGUUGACAAGAAACACAUUGAUUCUCAUUGGUACUGAUCUAACGUGUCCAUUUUUGAUAGGUGGAAAACCAGACAUGACCAGUGCACUAAUUGGACCCUAGUUCAGAAUGCUAUUAUACAUUUUCCUCACAAUGUUGAAGUGCCCACAAGCGUACUGCUGCCCAAUAUCCUCCAAUAUAACAUUGGUGAACUCAUUGUAGAGAGAAGACAUACAAACCAUAUUUAUUGUCAUUGAUUUACUAAUUUUGAUAUUAAAAAUAAUUAUUGAAUA
Messenger RNA from Salvelinus fontinalis (brook trout), 8820 nucleotides. Its product is annotated as protein APCDD1-like. NCBI's taxonomy places the organism in Eukaryota, Metazoa, Chordata, Actinopteri, Salmoniformes, Salmonidae. The transcript is spliced from 4 exons. Gene Ontology annotation, biological process: negative regulation of Wnt signaling pathway. The coding region runs from base 554 to 2080 and encodes 508 amino acids. The record is from RefSeq and is a predicted model, not a curated record. Gene Ontology annotation, cellular component: plasma membrane. Gene Ontology annotation, molecular function: Wnt-protein binding.